AUGGAGGCUAAGGAAGAAGAUGUUCGAUUGGGAGCUAACAGGUUCACCGAGAGGCAGCCCAUUGGGACGGCGGCCCAGAGCCAAGACGAUGCCAAGGACUACAAGGAGCCACCACCGGCUCCUCUCUUCGAGCCGGAGGAGCUCACUUCAUGGUCUUUUUACAGAGCUGGAAUCGCCGAGUUUUUCGCUACUUUUCUCUUCCUUUACAUCACCGUUUUGACCGUCAUGGGUGUCACCCGGUCCAAGGAAGCGGAUGGUAAUACCUGUAACACCGUCGGGAUUCAGGGCAUUGCUUGGGCUUUCGGUGGUAUGAUUUUUGCUCUCGUUUACUGUACUGCUGGAAUCUCUGGUGGCCACAUUAACCCGGCGGUCACUUUUGGGUUGUUUCUAGCGAGGAAAUUGUCGUUGACUAGGGCGAUUUUCUACAUUGUGAUGCAAUGCCUUGGUGCCAUCUGCGGCGCGGGAGUGGUGAAGGGGUUCCAACCCAAGCCCUAUGAAAGGCUCGGGGGUGGAGCUAACGUUGUGAGCGACGGUUACACCAAAGGGGAUGGCCUUGGCGCUGAGAUCGUGGGUACUUUCAUCCUUGUUUACACCGUCUUCUCCGCCACUGAUGCUAAACGUAGCGCCAGAGACUCACAUGUUCCGAUAUUGGCGCCGCUACCAAUUGGGUUUGCAGUGUUCUUAGUCCACUUGGCAACAAUCCCGAUCACGGGCACCGGCAUCAACCCGGCUCGGAGUUUGGGAGCGGCCAUCAUCUUCAACAAGGACAAAGCGUGGGAUGAUCAUUGGAUAUUCUGGGUUGGACCGUUCAUCGGAGCAGCAUUGGCAGCUUUAUAUCAUCAAGUCGUGAUUAGAGCCAUUCCUUUCAAGUCCAAGUGAACAUUAUUCAUCAUCGUUAAUAAAAAGAUUAAAACCUAAAUUCCUAAAUUUUAAAUUAGGUCAAGGUUUUAAUUUUAGAUCUCUCUCUAUGCAAAAUGCUUAUUAUAUUAUUGCAACUCUUUUGUUUUGGCAUCUUUUGUAUCUAAUGAAGUGUUAAUUUAAUGAAUUAAGUGUUGAUAGAUUUGUGUUCGA
Molecule: messenger RNA, 1071 nt
Organism: Cucumis sativus (cucumber)
Lineage: Eukaryota; Viridiplantae; Streptophyta; Magnoliopsida; Cucurbitales; Cucurbitaceae
Gene: PIP1-1
Product: probable aquaporin PIP1-4
Biological process (GO): transmembrane transport; response to water deprivation
Cellular component (GO): plasma membrane; vacuole; plasmodesma
Molecular function (GO): water channel activity
Source: RefSeq, marked provisional